This is a messenger RNA of Hypanus sabinus (Atlantic stingray), 2501 nucleotides long. Its product is annotated as zinc finger and BTB domain-containing protein 12-like. The transcript is spliced from 3 exons. Gene Ontology annotation, biological process: regulation of transcription by RNA polymerase II. NCBI's taxonomy places the organism in Eukaryota, Metazoa, Chordata, Chondrichthyes, Myliobatiformes, Dasyatidae. Gene Ontology annotation, molecular function: RNA polymerase II cis-regulatory region sequence-specific DNA binding; protein binding; DNA-binding transcription factor activity, RNA polymerase II-specific. The record is from RefSeq and is a predicted model, not a curated record. Bases 117 to 1673 code for a protein of 518 amino acids.
CUGCGAAUGCCGGCAAGAAAAUUAAUCUCGGGGUGUGCAAAUUUACUUUGACUUUUGAUCCACUAUCCGGUUCUCCAGCCUGGUUCCGCUCGGCCUCCAGCAACUCCGGGACUGCGAUGGUCGGCCCGCCCUCCAGCUCCUCGGCGGCCGGGAGUUGUUGCGCUGCUUUUCGCUCGGCCACCCACCACCGCCGCCGCCGCUCGGAUCUGCCGCCCGUUACCGAAGGAAUUCAUCCAGUCUACACAAUGAACAAAAUCAAGCGGACUGCCUUCAUACGAUCCUUUCGACGGCUACAUCCUCCAAAUCCUAAUUUUCAUUUCAACAUUCAAGCAGCUGCUGCCCUGGCUAUGGCCUCGGACGACGUGGUGCGCUUCCACUUUCCCAACCACGAGGUGUCGAUCCUGCAGCGGAUGAACCAGCUGCGGAUGGAGGAGCGGUUCUGCGACGUGACCAUCGUGGCAGAGCGGCUGCGGUUCCCGGGGCACCGGGUGGUCCUGGCUGCCUGCUCCCCGUUCCUGCGGGACCAAUUCCACAUGAACCCCUCCCGGGAGGUGGAGGUCUUCCCCAUGACCGGAGCGCAGACUGUGCAGCGCUUGCUGCUCUCCUGUUACACUGGCACGCUGGAGUUCCCCUUUGGCGACAUCCUCGACUACCUGACAGCGGCCAGCUGCCUGCAGAUGGAGCACGUGGUGGAGAAGUGCCGCCAGUCCCUCUCGCCGCGGAUCGGACCCCGCCUGCCGCCCGCACCGCCGGGCCCCAGCCCGGGUCUGGGAGGGGACGAGUCAGGCCCGGACCGGGACCGCGACCCAGACCAGGAGCGGCCGUGCACGCCGCAGAUCGCCAGCUCCUCUGAGCGCGACGGGCCAUGGGCCGAGGCGGGUGAGUCGGUGAAGCUGGAGCAGGAGCAGCAGCAGGAGCCACUGCCCAGGCCCAGGCCACGGCCCCGACCGCCUGCUGCCUCCUUUGGCCAGGCCGAUGACCUGCGCAUCCGCAAGGUGGAGUCGCUGGCCGACUGCAUGGCGCCCGGGUCAGGAGAGGGCCCGGAGCCUGACCAGCGCAUCCACUCAACAGUGGGCGGAGGAGGAGCAGGGAGCGGCAGCGGGAGCCACGACUACCCAGAGACUGGCGGCGCGCCCUACGACAUGUCCGAGGUCCUCAUCUCGGACGACUUCCCCGAGGAGGACUACGAGAGCUCGGCCAGCGAGGACUGCCGCAGCGGCUUCUACAGGGGCCCCGAGGACCCAGCCUCACACCCGCUGCGGCCCGAUGGCCCCGAGGGCCCCGGGGCCGAGCCCGUCCGCUGCUCCGAGUGCGCGGCUGUCUUCGAGCAGCGGGAGCACCUGGCCGCCCACAUGGUGACACACCGGCUCUACAUGUGCCUGCUCUGUGGCAAGGUCUUCAAGAAGAACGCGCGCUUGGCGCAGCACAUCAACGUUCACACCGGCUUCAAGCCGUACUGCUGCGCCGUCUGCGGCCGCACUUUCACGCAGAAGCGCUCGCUAAAGGACCACAUGAACGUGCACAACGGCGACGCGCCCCACUGCUGCAACUACUGUGACAUGCGUUUCACCCACUACAGCACCCUGCGCGUCCACCUGCGCGACCAGCACGGCAAGACCACCACCCGUAACCUGGAGAACCGGCCGGCUGAGAUCAGCAUGGUGUUGCCUUAGAGCUGAGCUCCCUCCCCCAUCCAAAAUCCCUCAGCCCCUUCCCAGCUUACAACCACUCCCUUCACCUCCCUCCUCACCCUGAACCCUCAUACUCCUCCGUUAACCUUGUGCACACUCCAUUAGCUUCACAACUGUACUGCUCACAGUUGACCCCUCCCCUACCCUUCUCCUGUGUCCUCCUCUUUCCCUCUUUUGCCUCAAUGUACUUAAUCUCAUUCCCACCCUCUAAGACCCCUCCUUCCUCGCCCAUUCUUUACCCUCUCCCUGCCUCCUUCCCUCACCCUCUCCCCUGCUCCCUUCCCUCACCCUCUCCCCGCCCCUUCCCUUACCCUUCCCUUACCCUCUCCCUUCCCCCUUCCCUCACCCUCUCCCCACCCACUUCCCUCACCCUCUCCCUGCACCCUUCCCUCACCCUCUUUCCCGCACCCUCUCCCGGCCCCCUUUCUCACACUUCCCUCACCCUCUCCUCGUCACUUACCUCACCGACUCCCCGCCUCCGUCCCUGACCCUCUCCCCCACCCCCUUCCCUCAACCUCUCCCACCACUCAUCCCCUAACCCUCUCCUGAUGGCCGUCGUUUGGAUUCUGUACUCUGUUGGCCUGGCUGGAGGUGGGGCUCCGGUUGUUAUUUUGGUCUGCCGAUGGGCAGGAUUUGCAUCGAUCUGUAAUCUAUAUUUUUAUUCUUAGAGAAAAAGAAAUAAUAAUUUGAGAUUUUAAAUGGAAGGUUUCUGACCAGCAUUAUUUAAAAACUCUUUGCAGUAAGGGCAAUUUGCUUGGGGGAGUGUGCUUUUUUGGGGAGGUCUAGUGCUCUGUUUGGAGGGAUUGUGUU